UUAACAAGACCAAUUCAAUUGAAAUCAAAUCACCAUAUAUAAAUUAAUUGAUUUAUUUACUCAAUUGAAAAGAGCUGACACAGUUCUAAAAUCUUGCAAAAAUGAAAGAAAGAUCAAAACUCACAACAAGAACAAUGGCCUUCUUGCUCAUUAUCUUAAUUCUUUCUUUCAUAGUGAAUUCUCUUGAACUAGCUCAUUCACCAUCUCCUGCACCAAUGGGUGAAGAGCUAAUAAUGGCCAAAGAACUGAACCUGUACAGAGGAAGAGCAAGAAAGGCAAUGAGAGGAUCAUUUCCUGCUAGAUGCCAUUCAAAAUGCAACAAAUGCAGGCCUUGUAUGCCUGUUCAAGUAUCCAUAAGAGCAAUGGAGUUGAAAGAGAAGGAAUACUAUUAUCCCCAGGUUUGGAAAUGUAUAUGUGGGGAUGGCAUAUUCUCUCCUUAAUUUUGGGAUGUGAAAUAAUUAUUUCUAUGUAACAAUAAAAUACAAACUUAAGUUGUUGUUGAAUUUCUAAAUAUAUAAUAAUUUAUUAUAAAUAUUUUCAUA
Messenger RNA from Jatropha curcas, 542 nucleotides. Its product is annotated as EPIDERMAL PATTERNING FACTOR-like protein 8. Gene Ontology annotation, biological process: stomatal complex development; guard cell differentiation. Lineage: Eukaryota; Viridiplantae; Streptophyta; Magnoliopsida; Malpighiales; Euphorbiaceae. The record is from RefSeq and is a predicted model, not a curated record.